Molecule: messenger RNA, 510 nt
Organism: Drosophila persimilis
Lineage: Eukaryota; Metazoa; Arthropoda; Insecta; Diptera; Drosophilidae
Product: iron-sulfur cluster assembly 2 homolog, mitochondrial
Exons: 2
Coding region: 37-459 (140 amino acids)
Biological process (GO): iron-sulfur cluster assembly
Cellular component (GO): mitochondrion
Molecular function (GO): 2 iron, 2 sulfur cluster binding; 4 iron, 4 sulfur cluster binding; iron ion binding
Source: RefSeq, a predicted model, not a curated record
UAAAAAUUUUGAAAUAAUUUUCUACUCGGCUGAAAAAUGUCGUUCCUAUUGAGGCAGUUGAUAAAGCCGGGGCUGCAAAGAAAUCUACUGCAGUCGGCGGUUGCAAGCCGGCAUGUCGCUUCGGCCAAUCCCGAACAGAAGAUACAGGUCAGUGAGAGCUGCUUGAAACGUUUGCGUGAGAUCUGCAUCGAUGGCUCGUUCCUGCGCAUAACCGUCGAGGGUGGCGGCUGCUCGGGAUUCCAAUACAAGUUCGAUCUGGACUCAAAAAUGAACGAGGACGACCUGCAGUUUGGCGAGGAAAAGGCCAAGGUGGUGAUUGACACCGUAUCGCUGGAGUACUGCACUGGCUCGACCGUGGACUAUCACAGCGAGCUGAUACGAGCGGGUUUUCGCAUGGUGGCCAAUCCGUUGGCCGAGCAGGGCUGCUCUUGCGGCUCCUCCUUCUCAGUUAAAAUGUAAUGGUACUGUUAAACGUUAGUGAAUUAUUUAAUACAUAUAUAUAUAUGUUCA